AUGAAUGAUUUCCGACAUCUCCAGGAUGAUUUCCGACAUCUCCAGGCUACCCGAUACACCAGUGCUGCUGCCUUGGUGAUCAUUCUGUACGAUCAUUUGCUCACCAUCCCUCAAGAGAUCGACGUCAUCUGGACCAGCCGUUGGAACGCUCUGAAGGUGUUAUGUUUGCUCAGCCGCUACCUCGUUCCUACGGCUGUCUUGAUGCAAACCUACGAUAUCGUUCUCCAUCGACUGUGGGCUCUCUGGGAGAAGGACAAAGUCCUCGUUCGACUGACCUUCAUGAUCUUCGUCAUCUCUCAAGUAGUGACGUUGGUGGCGCUGGCCGUGAAUUCCGUCGACCUUCGAAAGAGCGUGAUAUUCAACCACGAGCUUCACGCAUGUAUUAUGACCAAGACGAUACCGCUAGCGUUGUUCUGGGGCCCAGGACUCGCGUUCGAACUCAUGGUCUUCCUCACGGCUCUGUUGAACGCGAUAGCGCGACCACGAACGGCUUCGACGCGGCUCUCGGCUACCCUGUACAGGGAUGGAUUUCUAUACUUUGUGGUCCUUACGGCGAUGCGCACGGCGAAUCUAAUCAUUUCGGUCGUCUCACCACUCUCGCUUGUUCUCCUGCAAGUCUUUUUGGUGUGGUCGUUGAACAACAUCACGUUCUUCCGUCUGUUGUUCAACACGCACGCUAGCAGCGACGCAGAGGACGACGGCUUGUCGAUUUCGUCAGAUUUCGAGCGCGAUACGCCGCGCUCGAUCGUGGUACCUUCCCGAACGGGGUCGAGGAGCAGCAAGCUCUCCCCGGCGAAAGAUCCGCGAACGGGCUGGCCCGGCGAAUACGAGAUGGAACUGACGGUGACGAAGCACUCGUCGCGAGAGUUGUCAUGA
This is a messenger RNA of Punctularia strigosozonata HHB-11173 SS5, 876 nucleotides long. RefSeq lists its product as uncharacterized. The record is from RefSeq and is a predicted model, not a curated record. NCBI's taxonomy places the organism in Eukaryota, Fungi, Basidiomycota, Agaricomycetes, Corticiales, Punctulariaceae. The coding region runs from base 1 to 876 and encodes 291 amino acids. The transcript has 10 exons.